CCACAAGCAGUCGUACUUCAACGCUGUCGACCAUAUCUCAUUGCCGACUGCCCGGGACUGUCUCCCCACACAGGUGCUAUCAGUUUCGGUUGAUCGGAAUCGGUGUGGAGGGCUCAAACGCCCCGGCACAAGAUGUACUAUACCAACACAUAUCAUGACAACAGCCGUCGAUCAUGUCCCACAGAGCUCGUACCGCAGGGCUUCACCUUUCAACUCGAGAGGCAGAUACUUUUCCGACGAACCAGCAGCUGCUCCCACGCCCAAACCCGACUCUCCUGCCGUGCAGCCUCGAGUUCCUGCGCGGCUCCCUCCCGUGGCUGGUCCUGAUUGCGACCCAAAGCCACUCCUCUUCGGCCCAGGCAGUAACCAGCCUACAAUGACACCCAGGCCCAAAGCUGCUACGAUUCUGACAGCAAGCCCAGCUUUGGCUGCUGUGCCGAAGCCGUCGUCAUUGGCAAGUGAUGUCGAUCCAGCAGUUCUAGCUGUAUUGGACAGUGUAGUGGUAGUCGUGACAGUCACAGUGACCGUUUGUGUCAAUUGUUACGCCGGCGCGUCGGUGGACUUGGAGGAUAUGUUGAAGAAAUGCGAAAGCGCCCUCCCCGCCGUGUCUCCUUGGAAGAAGAUGCUGAGCACAGUUAGGUUUGAAAAGGUGAGGGUUUUCGCCGUCGCAACAACCCAGUGGCUUCUUGUAAGGUUCACGGCGUUAUCUAAAUGAAUCCAGAGUUCAGCUUGGUCAGUCCUUGGACGGGUAAAUAGACUUCGAAUAAAGGAAACCGGCGGACUUAAGGACAACAUAUUCGAA
Molecule: messenger RNA, 802 nt
Organism: Parathielavia appendiculata
Lineage: Eukaryota; Fungi; Ascomycota; Sordariomycetes; Sordariales; Chaetomiaceae
Exons: 2
Coding region: 155-715 (186 amino acids)
Source: RefSeq, a predicted model, not a curated record